AUAGCACACCUUCAGAUGGAGAUGAAGUAGCAACGGCAGUCGAGCAAUAGUGAGACAACAGCGUCUGAACUGCGGAUCGAGAGCUUUUCUUCAGGGGGGGACAGACAGGUGACAUAGCAGACCGAGCCGCUUCAACGUCCAUCGUUGGAAAUUACUGCUAAUUCACCCCCCUACACACCCCAGGUUGUCACAAUAGAUGGUACUCAGCUGCAUGCAUUUCGACCUGAUCAUCUAAGCCCACUCCACGAAAAUGGAAAAUGCGCAUACUAAAUCGGCGACUGAAGUUUUAGACAACUUCAGUGUGAACGAAAACACCGGCCUGACUCUGGAGCAGGUCAAAGUCGGUUUGGAGAAAUAUGGGCCGAACGAGCUCCCAGCUGAAGAAGGAAAGUCCCUGUGGGAGCUGGUGGUGGAGCAGUUUGAAGACCUCCUGGUCAGGAUCCUGCUGUUAGCUGCCUGCGUCUCCUUUGUGUUGGCUCUGUUUGAAGAAGGAGAGGAGACAACCACUGCCUUUGUAGAGCCUGUUGUCAUUCUUCUUAUCCUCAUCGCCAAUGCUGUUAUUGGGGUCUGGCAGGAGCGAAAUGCAGAGAACGCAAUCGAGGCUCUAAAAGAGUACGAACCAGAGAUGGGAAAGGUGUAUCGCAUGAACCGCAAGGCUGUCCAAAGGAUCAAAGCCAGAGAUAUCGUCCCAGGAGACAUAGUGGAGGUGGCAGUUGGUGACAAGGUGCCUGCUGACAUCAGAGUGACCUCAAUAAAGUCCACCACCCUGCGGGUAGACCAGUCCAUCCUCACAGGGGAGUCUGUCUCUGUCAUCAAACAUACUGACCCUGUUCCUGACCCCAGAGCUGUAAACCAGGACAAAAAGAACAUGCUGUUUUCUGGCACAAACAUUGCUGCAGGUCGUGCCAUAGGCGUCGUAGUUGCUACGGGUGUCACCACAGAGAUCGGUAAGAUCCGUAAUCAGAUGGCAGCCACAGAGCAAGAGAAGACACCGCUGCAGCAGAAGCUGGAUGAGUUCGGACAGCAGCUCUCAAAGGUCAUCUCUCUAAUUUGUGUGGCUGUGUGGGUCAUCAACAUUGGCCACUUUGGAGACCCUGUCCAUGGUGGUUCCUGGGUCCGAGGGGCGAUCUAUUAUUUUAAAAUCGCUGUGGCCCUGGCUGUGGCUGCCAUCCCUGAGGGCUUGCCUGCUGUCAUCACCACCUGCUUGGCCCUUGGCACACGUCGCAUGGCCAAGAAGAAUGCAAUUGUUCGCAGCCUGCCCUCUGUGGAGACCCUGGGCUGUACCUCUGUUAUCUGCUCUGACAAAACAGGCACCCUCACAACCAACCAGAUGUCCGUCUGCAGAAUGUUCAUUGCGGACAAGGUGGAUGAUUCAAGUUGCACCCUGCAUGAGUUCUCUAUAACUGGUUCUACAUAUGCCCCUGAGGGACAAAUACUUGCAGGAAACAGGCCUGUCCAGUGUGGAGACUAUGAUGGACUUUUGGAGUUGGCUACAGUAUGCUCUAUGUGCAAUGACUCUUCACUGGACUACAAUGAGACCAAAGGGGUAUAUGAGAAGGUGGGUGAGGCCACAGAAACAGCUCUCACUACCUUGGUGGAGAAGAUGAACGUCUUCAAGACUGACCUGUCUGGACUCACCAAAGUGGAACGUGCUGGGGCCUGCAACUCAGUGAUCAGGCAGUUGAUGAAGAAGGAGUUCACCCUGGAGUUCUCUCGUGACCGCAAGUCCAUGUCUGUGUACUGCACCCCUGUCAAACCAGGCUCCCAGAGCAAAAUGUUCAUUAAGGGUGCUCCAGAGAGUGUAAUUGAGCGAUGUCAGUACCUGCGGGUUGGAACAGGAAAGGUGACAUUGACACCAGCUGUGCGCGACCAGCUGAUGUCUAAGAUCAGGGACUGGGGGACAGGAAGGGACACGCUGCGCUGCCUGGCACUGGCCACACAUGACAACCCGCCACGCAAAGAAGACAUGGACUUAGAGAAUUCCAGCAAAUUUGCAGAGUAUGAGUUGGGGCUCACAUUUGUUGGCUGUGUGGGCAUGCUCGACCCGCCCAGGAAGGAGGUGAUUGGUUCAGUGAAACUGUGCAACGAGGCAGGUAUCCGCGUUAUCAUGAUCACAGGAGACAACAAGGGCACAGCUGUGGCUAUCUGCAGACGAAUUGGCAUCUUUGGUGAGGAUGAAGACGUGACUGGAAAGGCCUACACGGGCCGCGAGUUUGAUGAUCUCCCAUCAGAGGCACAGAGGGAAGCUGUCAAACGUGCGCGAUGCUUCGCCCGUGUCGAGCCAGCUCACAAGUCCAAAAUUGUUGGGUACUUGCAGUCAUUCGAUGAGAUCACUGCAAUGACAGGAGAUGGUGUGAACGACGCCCCGGCCCUGAAGAAAGCAGAGAUCGGCAUUGCCAUGGGUUCUGGUACAGCAGUGGCCAAGUCAGCCUCUGAGAUGGUGCUGUCUGACGAUAACUUCUCCACUAUUGUGGCUGCUGUGGAGGAAGGCAGAGCCAUCUACAACAACAUGAAGCAGUUCAUUAGAUAUCUUAUCUCUUCCAAUGUGGGAGAAGUUGUCUGCAUCUUCCUGACCGCCAUCCUGGGUCUCCCUGAGGCUUUGAUUCCAGUACAACUGCUGUGGGUAAAUCUGGUGACUGAUGGGCUGCCUGCCACAGCCCUGGGCUUUAACCCCCCAGACCUGGAUAUCAUGGACAAGCCUCCCCGCAACCCCAAGGAGCCUCUCAUCUCUGGCUGGCUCUUCUUCAGAUACCUGGCCAUUGGAGGAUAUGUGGGCCUGGGAACAGUCAGUGCAGCUACUUGGUGGUAUCUGUUUGAUGAAGAGGGUCCACAAGUGUCUUUCUAUCAGCUGCGACACUUCAUGCAGUGUACUGAGGAGAACCCCAUGUUCCAGGAAAUCGAUUGUGAGGUCUUUGAAUCCCGCUACCCCACAACCAUGGCACUGUCUGUGCUGGUCACUAUCGAAAUGUUCAACGCACUCAACAGUUUGUCAGAGAACCAGUCCCUGGUCAGGAUGCCUCCCUGGGUCAACAUUUGGCUGCUGGGAGCCAUCAUUCUCUCUCUCUCCCUCCACUUUCUCAUCCUCUAUGUUGAGCCACUGCCGCUGAUCUUCCAGGUGACCCCUUUGCGCUGGUCCCAGUGGAUCGUGGUCCUGAAGAUUUCCAUUCCAGUCAUCCUUCUGGAUGAGGCACUAAAAUAUGUCUCCAGGAACCAUCUAGAAGCCUAAAUUCAUUUUGUCUCACCUUCCGUCAAAAGGUGAUGAGGAGAAGAAAUAUUGCAGGAGAUGGCAGCUGAACUAAGACCUCUCCCUCAACAAACUCACACAGUAGACACACACAGCUACCCUCUUCCCUUUAUGACCUAGGAACCUUUCUCUCCUCUGCCCUCAGUCCCCACUCCUGCAUGUCCGACCAACCACCACUAGAAAUGAGCAGGCCUUGCAUGAGAAUGAGUGUGGAAGAAAGAGUGUGUUCUUGCGAGCAUGGCUUUGUGCAAGUGUGUGAGUAGAUGAGCUCUGAGUGUGUGGGUCUGAGAGAAACCUGGCAAACAUGUCUUAAUACUUGCGAGAGCGAGAAACAACUGCAGAAAAAAAGAAAACUGCCCAUGGCUCUGCUUUUUAAAGAUUUUUGCUUAUUGAAUUUUUUUUGUACAGUACAAACGUAGUGGUGUGCAACUGGACUUUGGGGAGGGAAGGAGAGGGAGGACAGGGGACAUUGAUAAUACUGGGUGGGGGGAGGGUUUUAAGUCAGCACAGAGACCGAAAGAGAGACUGAGAGAUGAAGCCUGUCAUGGAGAAGAGAAUGGUGGACACACUGAUGAAAGAUGAGCAUCAGCAAGAAUGUGGAAGGUGAAAACAGCCAGCCCUGGAGGCAGCGUGAGUGUGGGAGAGCCACCGUAUCCGUGUGUGUCCACAAAAGCAUUAUCUCAAGGUGCUGCCCAGGCAUGUGCCGCCCACACUACUGGCAGUGAAUCCCAGCCUUGUCAGCACAGCACAAUAUAUGUAUCUCUGGACAGUUUGUUACAGCGUUGCUCCUUCAUCGCUCUUUGUCUUCACUUUCACCACAAACUCCUGUUGUUUUAUGCAGAAUUACUCUUCUUCUGCCUUCCUCCUUCUCUCCGUCUCUCUUUCUUGCUCUCUGUUUGAGGAGGCAGCUGUGGGCCUGGGGACCGUGACGCUGUCGGGCUCUUGAGUUUGGGGUGUGGAGAUGUUGCUCCGCCUGAAGGUGUGAAUAGCUUUACGCUGCUUAGCCGCUUCCUUCGGCUCUUAAUUCGAGGAGCUGAGGUCAGCUGACACACUUGGCAGAAGUAAAAUUUAAAAAACAGAAAGAAAAAUGUCAAACAGCAACCAAACCAGCAUAUCAGUAGAGUAGUUGUCAGCCAGCCCAUCUAGCUGGCCUUGUUUAGCCUCAAUGUAAUGUCCAUCUGCUGUGCUGGCACUGGAGGUUUAACUUUGAAAGAUCUCAGAAAAUCAUUUCAUGUGUAAAUUUAAGGUAGAUCUGAACAAUAACAUGAUGCUCAGUGACACAACGUCUUGGAGCAUUGUGCUGUUUUUCUUCCUUAGAUUCAUUCAGUUGUUUCUGACCCUGAACCAGCGCUAAAAUGUCUGUGCAUAUAGCCUUACUUGAAUAAAUUAGUCGAUUUUGACGUGAUAGGCUUUUCGGUCUUUGAAUUGCACAGAUGAUGUAGUUAAAGUAAGUUAAGGAAGUAAAUGGCUUGAUUGUCUCACUUUGAUCAUGAAUCAUUUAUAUAUUAAGCACAUGAAACAUCCAUGCCUUAUACAGCCCACUGCACCUCCACAUUGAAGAUGUGGUCCAAAUGAAUGUGUUUCUGUAAACCUUUAAUGAGCUCUGUACCCAACAACACCUAUUUCACUCAUACAUACCCCAACAGUGACUCAUACUGAUCAUAUGAAUGUCAACUUGGUCCGAGACAUGGUUAAUAGGAAACUCCCUUUUUUGUUGUUGUGCUUUGUGCACUGCUCCCUCUGCUCCUCCUGCUCUCUCAGUGCUUUAGCGAUUCACAUGGCUGUUGUUUUUUAAUUACUAAAUAAUAAUGUAUUUGACUGAAUGAACCCACUGGGUUUGGAUUGUGUCUUUUUAAAUCUCAAGUAUGGUUUAGUGUAGGGCCCUGGUGCUCUGUGGACUGGGUCAGAGGUGUUUUUGGUCUCUUGUUGCGUCCACAUAUUGUAUUGUAGACGAGUGUGCACAUUGAUAAAUAUAGGUCACAACCAGGUAUCUGCACACUGUGUCUGUUGUAGUCGGAGAUAUUCAAACUAAAUACGACAUGUAAUGGCUGCAGCCUUUGCUUUAUGAUAAUAUGAUUUUUUGCAGUUUUCUGAUCAUUUUUUGGACAAGGAGAACAUAAUCAUACUGUUUUCUGACAACAACAAUAACCGUUAGUUGCAGCCUGACUUCAAGGCAACUGUUCAAAUGAAAUUUGAAACUUGAAUUACUGACACAGUGUGCAGAUCUUUAUUCUUUUCCCUCCCUUUUCUGGAUAUCUGAUCUGAUUUCAACAAGCAGGACUCAUUUUCACUUGGAGCAUGUUUAGAAUCUGAAGGAAAAUCCAUCCUUUAACACAGUAGCGACCAAUCUGCUGUUGCUUACUGUUCUGUAUGCAUUUGUACUCACCUAUUUUGCUGCUGCUUGGUGAUGUUUUAGUCCUACUCCAGGGGAUAAUCGGCUUCUGUGGCAUGAGAUCAUGGAGUGUAGAUGCCUCCACUUUCAAAUACUCUGAAGUCAUUCUUGGAACAUUAGAAAAUCUGCUUAAUAAGUAAAAGUAGAUGAAACAAAGUGAGGAAAAGUACACUAUAAAGUUCAUUACCAGAUAUGUUAACAUUUUGAUUUGAGGGUGAACUCUUCCUUUAAUAUUAGACUAGACGUUGGAGUAAAUAAUGAUGAUUUUGAUGAUACUUGACAUAAAAGAGCCUUUAUUUUCAGCGAUUUCUUCAGUAAGUUUUGUCACCACCAUGAGAAUAUGGCACCUCUGUUCAGGCCAGCAGACCUCUUGUCCUUGUCCCAGGUCUCCAUGGCUCUGUAACAAUGCUGGCCCUCUGGCCUCCAGGCAUUAUGGGUCUGUAUAGCCUUGUAAUUUACUACUGAAUCCUUAACUCUGUACAGAUGACAAGAAUAUGAUCGCAUGGAACCUUGUUACUGUAAUAAUAACCUAUACAGUAUAUAAUAUUUAAUUUUUGAUAACUUGCAUCAAUGAAAUCUACUUGCCAACAGACAGACUUGUGAGAAAGCAUUUUUUAUCUUUUCUUUUGAGCACAUGGUAUCUAAGGAUCUCCUCUGUUUUUGUUUGUUUGUUUUGUAGAAUAGAAAGGUUGUUUCUUCAUUGUUCCCAUUUGGUUUUUACAGUUGCUGGGGUUUUGUGUCUUUUAAUGUAGGGAAAAGAAUAUGACGUUUUCAUGUAUAAGAUAGACAAGAAUAAUGCUUAUGCUAGUUAAUGGCGAUGACACGGAUCGUUUCAGCGAUAGCUAUCUGGUGUGAGAACGUUCAAGAAUUUUGAAGAACUGUGUCUGGUUUACACUGAGUGAUAUGCAGUGAUGAAUCCUGGGUUAUGAAGUUUUAUGACUGUAUAUUGAAGGGCUUGGUGGGAUGCAGGCUCUAGAGACUCCUGACAAUCCUUUUGGGUCUGGCAUUUGGGAAGUUGCACAGCUCUUCAGCAUGGUACUCACAGUCCUCCCCAAUCCUUAAAACAAUUAACUCCCUUACUACAGGGAAGGAGCCUUCAGGGUCUGUAACAUUUGACCAACGCUUCCUUUUCUCUGUCUACAAAUGAACAGUCUCUAGAGCCUGAGUUCCACCUCUGAGAAAUUAAAAGGAUUCUCUGUGUUGCCUUGUUAAUAUUAAUUGUGGACACAUAAUUUUAUAAAUGACAAAGACGUGGAAAUAAAGAUUAUUUAUCUUGUUAUUUA
Amphiprion ocellaris (clown anemonefish) is the source of this 6919-nucleotide messenger RNA. It is a transcript of the gene atp2a3, whose product is annotated as ATPase sarcoplasmic/endoplasmic reticulum Ca2+ transporting 3. Gene Ontology annotation, cellular component: membrane. Gene Ontology annotation, molecular function: P-type calcium transporter activity; ATP binding; ATP hydrolysis activity. The transcript is spliced from 22 exons. The coding region runs from base 251 to 3226 and encodes 991 amino acids. NCBI's taxonomy places the organism in Eukaryota, Metazoa, Chordata, Actinopteri, Pomacentridae. Gene Ontology annotation, biological process: intracellular calcium ion homeostasis; calcium ion transmembrane transport. The record is from RefSeq and is a predicted model, not a curated record.